AAUAAAUGCUGGGAACAUCGGAGCUUGAGAAAGUCCGGCCAUGGCGACGAUUUCUCAGAUACCUUUCUCUAUCUCCUUCCCUUGUUUCGAAUUUCGGAAACCAUCGUUCUACUAUCAUCAGCCUCAACUUUUUGUUUCGUACUUGAAUUCCACGAAGAAGCAUAGUUUUAUCUGUUUCGCAUGUUCCACCAAACAAACCAGAGUUCGUAAGAGAGUGAAGAGCAAUGAGGAGCUUCGGAGUGAGAUUAUGCAGUUCGUUGCUUUGGCUGGGCUUCCUGAAGGUCACGUGCCGUCCAUGAAGGAACUCUCCGCACAUGGAAGAGUUGAUCUUGCUAACAUUGUAAGACGAAGAGGCUAUAAAUUCAUCAAGGAACUUGUUGCAAACUCUGGUAUGGAGGAAGACUGUAACGAGCUAGUCGCUGACUCUGAGGAUAAUAAUACCAACAUUGAAACAGGAGGAAGCCGAGCUUGUUUGGAAGAUUCGUCAACAGAUUUAAGUAAGGAGGCUGAAAAACAAGGAAGUUUGAGUAAAGAUGAAUCGUCACUGGCUGGAGUUUUGAGCUUGGAAAACUCUUUUUCUAACUUGGGUGACAGUAAUCAUUCAGGAGAAAUCACAGAAAAAAUUUUCAAGAUUGAGAGUGUGGAGCUCAAUGAGAUAGCUGACAUUGAAAACUCAUCGUCUGAAGCUUCAGUAUUUGCAAACCAUUCUCAAGAUUUAUAUGAUACUUCAAGCUGUCCUGACAUAGAAGCAGGCAAUGUUUCGAUGACAGAGGAUGAGGAGGUCAACGAUGUGGACAAAGAUUUCUCUCUUACGUUUGAUCAUUACACCAGUCCUACCUCUAAUCAUUACACUAGUCCAGAUCUCAAUUCCAUCAAACAUGUUGACAUUGCUACUGGAUCCUCGUAUGAUCUGACCUCAGAGAAUACCAUGACAAAUGUAGAGAAUUUUCAGAAUCAGCAGAUUGAUGAUAUUGCUGCAAAUCGUUCUGGUAGUGCUGAUGAUAGUUUAGUUGAGUCUGAGGAUAAUGAUUGGAUGUCAGGGCUUUCUUCUUGCACUUCAAGCAUAGAAGAAAAAACAACCAGAUUUAUUCAGAAUGGAUACUUGGAUACAGUUGGUGCUGAUGAAAAUGACAUACCCAAUGAAAGCUGUCCUGAAGAAAGUUCAGAAACAACCAAAGGUGGUGAGUACAUAGGAGACAGUCUUGGAGGUCCGAGAAUUAUGAGUACACCACUAAAUGGAAGUGCCCUAGCAUUGAAGGAGAUAAUCCAUGCUACAGAAGUUAAUAGCUCUGACAGGAAUAGUGAUCAGAGAGAUGGGAGUGUUGGCUUGGACACGGAUCCACAUCAUGAGACCAGGAAACGGGAAAAUCAGGUUGAAAUUGAUCGGCUGAGGUUCAUGCUGGAUCAAAAAGAGCUGGAGUUGUCAAGGCUGAAAGAGCAGAUUGAAAAAGAAAAGCUGUCUCUUUCAGUUCUCCAAAGACAGGCUGAAACAGAGAUCCAAAAGGCCCAAAUGCUUAUCUCAGAGAAGGAAGUUGAAUUGCAAGAAGCUGAGGAAAGUCUUUCAGGAUUGCAAGAGGUUGUGAUUGAAUAUUGCGGAGAUGGUAACGCUGUGGAAGUGACUGGCAGUUUCAAUGGGUGGCAACACCGAGUGGGAAUGGAACUACAAGCAUCCAAGUCAAUAGGGAAACAGAAAUGCUGGUCGACAUUACUGUGGUUAUAUCCCGGUACAUAUGAGAUAAAGUUCAUCGUGGACGGGCAAUGGAUAACGGAUCCUCAAAAAGAUUCGGUUACAAGAGGACAUAUCUCAAACAACAUUCUCAAAGUAGACAGCCAAUGAUCUCUUGCCUUUACUGAUUUUUCGAGUCGAAUUCACUCCAGAUGAUCGGUGCAGGCUUAAACAGGUGAAAAGAGCAGAGCAAAACAUUUCAAAGGUUUAUUAGCCUCUUCAAUUUAAGUCUACGAUGUUUUGCUUUUAUUCUUUGAAGCUUAGGGAUAGACUCUGUACAAAAUUGUAAUUUAAGGUAAAAUAAUACAUUUAUAAGGUUU
Molecule: messenger RNA, 2046 nt
Organism: Arabidopsis thaliana (thale cress)
Lineage: Eukaryota; Viridiplantae; Streptophyta; Magnoliopsida; Brassicales; Brassicaceae
Product: 5'-AMP-activated protein kinase-like protein
Exons: 10
Coding region: 41-1837 (598 amino acids)
Biological process (GO): regulation of starch biosynthetic process; starch biosynthetic process
Cellular component (GO): chloroplast
Source: RefSeq, marked reviewed